Messenger RNA from Manis pentadactyla (Chinese pangolin), 405 nucleotides. Its product is annotated as keratin-associated protein 19-3-like. The coding region runs from base 1 to 405 and encodes 134 amino acids. The record is from RefSeq and is a predicted model, not a curated record. The transcript has 2 exons. NCBI's taxonomy places the organism in Eukaryota, Metazoa, Chordata, Mammalia, Pholidota, Manidae.
AUGAGCUACUACUGUGGCUACUAUGGGGGCUUGGGGUGUGGCUGUGGAGGCUUCGGUGGCCUGGGGUAUGGCUGUGGCUACAGAGGCUUCGGAUAUGGUGGAGGCUCUGGGGGCUAUGGAUAUGACUGCUAUCGCCCUUGGUACUAUGGAAGAUCUUGCCUUGAACAGCAAACCAAACUCAACACCCCUGACACCAUGGGCUACUGUGGCGGCUACUACGGAGGCCUGGGCUACGGCUAUGGCUAUGGCCUCAGUGGCCUGGGCUACGGCUAUGGCUAUGGCCUCAGUGGCCUGGGCUAUGGCUGUGGCUAUGGCAGCUACAGAUAUGGACCUUUCUAUGGAGGCUAUGGAUAUGGCUGCUAUCGUCCAUGGAACUAUGGAAGAUACUGGUCUGGAUGCUACUGA